Messenger RNA from Cylas formicarius (sweet potato weevil), 1056 nucleotides. RefSeq lists its product as uncharacterized. NCBI's taxonomy places the organism in Eukaryota, Metazoa, Arthropoda, Insecta, Coleoptera, Brentidae. The transcript has 5 exons. The record is from RefSeq and is a predicted model, not a curated record. Bases 94 to 1056 code for a protein of 320 amino acids.
AAGAAAACUGAAUGUUUAAAAAACAAAAUCGCAAUCAAAAUAUUGGAACGGAAUAUUCGCCAAAGGAAAAAAAUUAACAGCGAGAAAAUCGAUAUGCAGAAGAAAUUGUUUUAUGCAGAUUGUGUUAAAUUGGCAGAAAGUUAUUUUAUUGCUCAAGCAGAGAUUAAGUUGGAUGUACUGAAACACGACAAAACCAAAGAGAUUAUGAAGUUGCACGAGUUGCAGGAGCAAUUGAAGAUGAAAAAGAAAAUAGGCAUAUCUUACCAUAGCAUACAAAAGAUUGCGGAUGGGAAGACUCCUACACCACAGCCUUUAAAAAUUGGAAGUGAAUCCAAAGUUUCGAGUGAAGCAUCGAAAAAGAUUGAUUCCCAUUUCGACGAAUUGGAUAAACUUUUUGCUACAUCCCAAAACGUUACUCAUAGUUUACCGGUACCGUCGGACGUACAUAUAAAUCCCAAAAUUGUUAUAACGGACGAGCAAAUAUUGCCUCCUUUGCCAGUAACACCUUCAUUUGCUCCCGUGAAGAGGAAGAGGCCUGUAGUGGAUGUCUAUGCCACAUGGAAAAAAAUGAAUAGCAGUUUUUCGUCUCAACAGUCCGAUAGACGCAGUCAACCAUCCCAACAGAGCCAGAAAUCGGAAAGUAGUCAAAAGUCGUUAUCUCAGGUAUCUCAGCUAAGUCCGAGAUCGCAAGAGAAACUGGACGAUUGCCAUUCUCGCAAAGAUGAACAAGCUGAGGCAUCAAGCAAAUUUAGAGAGGUCUCCGCGGACGAUCACCCUCUGCUUUUGAAUGAAAGCGGAGUUGAGAACUCCAGCAAGGAUGCUUAUCAACGUAGAGAUAUCGUCCAAGUUGAAGAAGUGGGGACCAAUUCUGAGAACGUCACAUUUGAUGUGCCAAAUGGACAUGUUGAACCAGUCACUGAGGACGCGCAAGUUCUGGCAAGUUCUAAAAAUACCGCAAACACACCCGCAAACGAGCCGCAAAAAUCAGUUAGAUUUAAUUUGGAUAAACCAUUAAACUCGACGAAAGAAACCAAAAGGAGGCCUUUCUUUGUUUGA